Messenger RNA from Ilex paraguariensis (yerba mate), 342 nucleotides. The record is from the annotation of a GenBank genome assembly. Lineage: Eukaryota; Viridiplantae; Streptophyta; Magnoliopsida; Aquifoliales; Aquifoliaceae.
AUGUCCUUGGGCCAUGAUUCACUAGAGGGCGUUAAGCCCAAACACACAGGAAAGCGCGUGGCUACGCAGCUAGCAAGAUUCAAUUUGAUUUGUGUGCGCUGUGCGGGACUCGUGCUGUCUAUAAAGUUGGACACAGGCCAAAAUGAGAUAGACAACCAAGUGCCGCCGAAUAAUUUUUCCGACGAUAUGUCCGGCUAUCCACCAUUUCCGGCCGACACCGUCCCUACUUCCAGCGAAUUGCCUGAAGCUGAUAUCCUAAUUGUCACCUCCGGUGGUUUACGCAUCCCGGCACAGGCUAGCAUCCUGGUACUGUUCAGUAUUGUUAUUGUUCUUCGUCAUUAG